Messenger RNA from Ilyonectria robusta, 2037 nucleotides. RefSeq lists its product as uncharacterized. The record is from RefSeq and is a predicted model, not a curated record. The coding region runs from base 268 to 1767 and encodes 499 amino acids. Lineage: Eukaryota; Fungi; Ascomycota; Sordariomycetes; Hypocreales; Nectriaceae. The transcript is spliced from 3 exons.
GUUUCCCUAAUUCGGACGACAACCAGCCGAACAUACCGCCACCCAUCCCAUCGCCAUUUUUAUGCCGAUAUUUGGCACCAUAUACAUUCUCCAUACGGACAGGAGCACGCUUGCAGCCCCACCUGGGCAGAUACCCGUGGUUUAGCUUCCAUCUGAGUGAUACUGGCACCUUGGCAAACUUACUUCUUGCCGGCAAACAGCCUUGCAACGGUGUGCCCGGGUAGAUUCUGUCCCCGUCCAAAGGUGCCGGUACAUUCCAACGGAACGAUGCUCAAGGGGCCACGAGCGGCUAAGGGGUUUGUCUUUGUCACCGCCGACGCCCAUGGUCAGACGGCUGCUGGAGAUCGUAAGCUCAUACGGAGUCACGUCAUGCGGGGGAAGAAUACCCGUACACGAGCUCUUCCUGGUCGAGUGAAGGGCCGUUCCCCGGCUACCGCUGUGGGAAUACAACGGCUACAGCAUGCUGCAGGAGACAGUGAUUCUUCUGAAGAGUCCCACGGAGCUCGGACACGAAGUGAGCUGCUCGACUCUGACGAGGAUGCUCUGGCCCGCAUCAGACAUGCAGAAAUGGUCCCCGGUGCUGCCGACAUGUUCACUUUCAUCAAGUUCCCUGAAGACAUCGAUAGUAGUUCGCGCAGCUUGCUAUGCGCAUAUUUUUCGUACAUGAAAGAUGAAAUGUACCCGAUCGUGAGGUACUCUCGCCCUGACACUCCCAAGACAUACUGGUUUCACUGGGCCCAUUUCGACUUAGCCUACCUGCACUCCAUCCUUUACAUGACGUCUUUUUCUUUGGAUAGUUUGAGGGGGCAGAAGAGUAAGAGGACGGAGUUUCACGCCUACAGGAUGAUUCACGAGCUUAACAAGCAACUAUCUGAUCCGAACACUGCACUGACCGACUCGACAACUAUUGUCGUCAUGGCCUUGGCCUUGAUCGCCGAGUCCUUUGGAGACGUAGAGUCCGCCCACAUGCACGUGAUGGGUCUCAAGAAAAUCGUCGACCUGCGUGGUGGCAUAGAAUCGUUUGCAAGUCACCCUCUACUUCAAUCCAAACUUCACCGAACUGGUCUAGUCCACAGCAUCUGCACCGGCGCGAAUCUAGCCUUUCACCAAAAUGCUGCGUCGUUCGACUCAGCUUUCGACGGUUCAUCUGAACUUGCCCGGCUCAAGCCAUUGGACGCGUCCUGCUUCUCCCGCUCGCGCUCUGUGGUACGGACUUUAGAAAGGAGGCUCUAUGCCAUCUUGAAGGAUGUCCAGGACCUCUCACAGCUUAUCAACGAUAGCCACGAUUCCGGUCACAAGAUACGGGAGAUGUCUCUCGAGGAUCUCAUAACAUACAUUCAAUCCCGGCUGCUCAUGCUCGAAUUUGAGGACAACGACAUUUUCCCCGAGCUUCUCCGGUUAUCACUCCUCGCUUUCUUGACAACUAUCUUCUGGGGUUUUCCUGGUGUCAAAUUCGAGUACCCGCGUCUGGCCAACCAACUCCGACAAGCUUGCAUGGCCUUUACGCCCAGCACCGCUGGAGAGAGCUAUCUCUUCGCCUGGGCCUUGAUGGUGGGGGCAACGUCUGUGUUCCGAGGCCCUAAUCAGACCUGGCUUCUGCAAAGACUGCGCCCUCUGAUCCGGGACAGUCUAGGGAGGACGUGGUUCGAAGUAAAGAAUAAUUUGAGGCAAGUCAUGUGGAUCGAUAGCAUUCAUGACGGCCCGGGGAUAGAGGUCUUCAACCAAUGUCUUGGGGAAACAGGGGACAGAAGUAUUGUUCCGAUAUAGUAAUGGACGAGAUCUAUCUAGCGCUCUGUUGACCUCUAUGCCUACCCCUAGGCUUGAUCAUGGGUACUCUGCACUGACGCCCUUGUCGAGGUACAGAUGUCCUUGCAUGACCGAAGCCAAAGGUCCAGUCGUUAAUUCUGUGACGGAGACGAGAAGUAGACUAGGCACCGAUUUGCCACCGCAAAAGCGAUCAUGUACGGUAGAAAUAAGGUUUAUGCUGUAUGAAACUAUGAUACGGCCGAAAAGCUAGGUUUUAGCUUUCCACUCUAA